AUGGCUAAGGGACCUCCAGGAGAGAAGCAGGUUGGGGUCUCACAAGGAAGAGAAUUACAUGUGAUGGCUAAGGGACCUCCAGGAGAGAAGCAGGUUGGGGUCUCACGAGGAAGAGAAUUACAUGUGAUGGCUAAGGGACCUCCAGGAGAGAAGCAGGUUGGGGUCUCACGAGGAAGAGAAUUACAUGUGAUGGCUAAGGGACCUCCAGGAGAGAAGCAGGUUGGGGUCUCACGAGGAAGAGAAUUACAUGUGAUGGCUAAGGGACCUCCAGGAGAGAAGCAGGUUGGGGUCUCACGAGGAAGAGAAUUACAUGUGAUGGCUAAGGGACCUCCAGGAGAGAAGCAGGUUCGGGUCUCACGAGGAAGAGAAUUACAUGUGAUGGCUAAGAGACCUCCAGGAGAGAAGCAGGUUGGGGUCUCACGAGGAAGAGAAUUACAUGUGAUGGCUAAGGGACCUCCAGGAGAGAAGCAGGUUGGGGUCUCACGAGGAAGAGAAUUACAUGUGAUGGCUAAGAGACCUCCAGGAGAGAAGCAGGUUGGGGUCUCACGAGGAAGAGAAUUACAUGUGAUGGCUAAGGGACCUCCAGGAGAGAAGCAGGUUGGGGUCUCACGAGGAAGAGAAUUACAUGUGAUGGCUAAGGGACCUCCAGGAGAGAAGCAGGUUGGGGUCUCACGAGGAAGAGAAUUACAUGUGAUGGCUAAGGGACCUCCAGGAGAGAAGCAGGUUGGGGUCUCACGAGGAAGAGAAUUACAUGUGAUGGCUAAGGGACCUCCAGGAGAGAAGCAGGUUGGGGUCUCACGAGGAAGAGAAUUACAUGUGAUGGCUAAGGGACCUCCAGGAGAGAAGCAGGUUGGGGUCUCACGAGGAAGAGAAUUACAUGUGAUGGCUAAGGGACCUCCAGGAGAGAAGCAGGUUGGGGUCUCACGAGGAAGAGAAUUACAUGUGAUGGCUAAGGGACCUCCAGGAGAGAAGCAGGUUGGGGUCUCACGAGGAAGAGAAUUACAUGUGAUGGCUAAGGGACCUCCAGGAGAGAAGCAGGUUGGGGUCUCACGAGGAAGAGAAUUACAUGUGAUGGCUAAGGGACCUCCAGGAGAGAAGCAGGUUGGGGUCUCACGAGGAAGAGAAUUACAUGUGAUGGCUUAG
Molecule: messenger RNA, 1143 nt
Organism: Protopterus annectens (West African lungfish)
Lineage: Eukaryota; Metazoa; Chordata; Ceratodontiformes; Protopteridae
Product: collagen alpha chain CG42342-like
Exons: 1
Coding region: 1-1143 (380 amino acids)
Source: RefSeq, a predicted model, not a curated record